AUGCCCGUCCUUGGCUUCUUCAACUUCCAACCAGGUGUAACAAAUCGUGGUUUUGUCUGCCCCAUUCCAGGGCUGACACCAAAGACAAAGCUUCUUUUUAAAGUUGCUCCGGUCUUCGGGACGCUCGCUGCAAUCUUUCUUCUCUAUGCCUUCCACGUCCUCGUACGUUGCAAGAGAGGUUUUCUUCGACCUGAUAUUUCUCCCUACCUUCAAGCCAGCGUCAAAACAGUGUUCCUUGGCUACGUCACCCUGGCUACUGUCAGUAUUUCGCUAAUUCGCUGUGUCCCCGUUGCAGACAAGCUCAGAUGGUUUUACAAUGGAAACGUCGUAUGCUACGAAUGGUGGCAAUAUGCAUCGUUCAUUUUCAAUGCCAUCUUUGUCGUUCCAUUCAUAUUCGUUCUCGCUUGGAUUCCGUUCAAGCUUUACAAAGAUAAAAUAACCGUCAGAAAUUUCCUCCUAGCUGUUGUUUGUCCUCUGUCGUUCUUGUUUCAAAGGCUAUUUCGCAUCGUUUGUCGAUCUGAAGACGAACAUGCCGAGGAUAGCGAAAAUUUGAGCGCUUUAAAAGAGUUGCUUCUAGGUCCAUACGCACAGCCAAAUGAAACGAGCAAGCGAGGAGCUUUGUAUUGGCAGAGCAUUUUGAUUGCUCGUCGAUUUAUUUUGGUUGUAAUAUUUUGCGUGGUGACCGAGCCAUCCAUCAGAUUAUUCUGCAUGACGCUUGCCUGUCUUUUCAUUCUAUGCCUUCAUCUCAAAAUUAAACCAUUUCAAAAUUCUUUCUCGAACAACCUCGAGUCCAUUUCCUUGAUGUUUUUGAUAGUUUUAGCUCUGAUCAACCUGUUUAGGUCCGUGUUUUCUAGUUCUCAUCAAAACAUCGAGGGACCUUUCGUGCCAGUUUUCAAAGCUUUCAAAUGGCUGGAGGUUCUUAUUUUAGGGAUGUUUCCGGCAAUUCUUGUUCUUCUUGUAUGCUUUGCAAUUAUUUCGAUAUUCGCUCGUUUUCUUUUCGUUUGCAGCAGGGCUUGUCUUAAAUGUUUCUCCAGACUUUGUCGCAAGAGGCGUUUGCGAAGUGAUUCGAAUUCUAGUGUUCUUGUAAACUUUUGUGACAGGAACGAUGAGGAAUAGCGAGACUCUUGUCGUGUGUAUUGUAAGAUACUUGCAAAGUUAAGUUUAGUUGAUAAAGUUGAUUUUUUCUAGCCAAUUGGCAAUUAACAUAAUAUAAAAGCAGUUGUAUUGUGACAUAAGCGUAUUUUUUCGUGUGUAUUGCAAAGUUAAGUUUAGUUGAUAAAGAUAAUUCUUUCUAGCUA
This is a messenger RNA of Dendronephthya gigantea, 1298 nucleotides long. RefSeq lists its product as uncharacterized. The record is from RefSeq and is a predicted model, not a curated record. NCBI's taxonomy places the organism in Eukaryota, Metazoa, Cnidaria, Anthozoa, Malacalcyonacea, Nephtheidae. The transcript has a single exon. The coding region runs from base 1 to 1116 and encodes 371 amino acids.